This is a messenger RNA of Orussus abietinus, 2053 nucleotides long. It is a transcript of the gene Wdr37, whose product is annotated as WD repeat-containing protein 37. NCBI's taxonomy places the organism in Eukaryota, Metazoa, Arthropoda, Insecta, Hymenoptera, Orussidae. The transcript has 5 exons. The coding region runs from base 226 to 1755 and encodes 509 amino acids. The record is from RefSeq and is a predicted model, not a curated record. Gene Ontology annotation, molecular function: protein binding. Gene Ontology annotation, cellular component: preribosome, large subunit precursor.
CUACUCUAAAAUGUCAUCGAUGCGACGAAAUUACCGACUCGUGCUUUUUCUUAGCCGAUAAAUUAAUGACGCGACCUUGAAUAUACCUAGUGCUUCGCGAAUCGCGUCCAAAGAUCGAUGUGCCUGUUAAUAAUGUAAAAGGGAUUAGUAAUUGCACAGUACAUACAUGGCUUUGAGUUUAUAGGAACAUCGGUGUUCGAGUAAAGAUUCUACGAUUCAAGUACCAUGCCUAGCGAGCCUUCAACCACUGCUGGAAGUAAAUCCGGUGGAAAGGUAAAAAGGAUUUCCAUACCCCGAGUACAGAGCAGCACGGACACUGAGCUUCAGUCGCAGUUAAGCCAGAGCGGUUCGACGCCGCUAAACCCAACGGCUUUACAUUACGUGAGCUUUCGAUCGGACAUGGAUGAGAAUGGCAUACCACCGAUAUUACGGACCCGCUUGCACGAAUUGUUCCAACUGAUCGAAAAGGAAUUCGAAUUGCUCUACACCGAAAAUGUUGGAUUGCAAGACAAAGUGGAUGCAUUGACGGAAAGACUCGAGAGAGAAUGCUACGGAGAACGUAGCUUACCCCCUGGUGAUAUUACGGACUAUCAGGAUGCAAAGAAUACCUCGACGAAACAGAAACCAUCGACUGGGAUGUCUGCACAGAAAGUGAAGACCUCGCAUAAGCUCAAGGCCCAGACCAGUAAGAUUGUGUCGAGCUUUAAAAACCCAACGAUGACGUGCACCAUGCAGAGGGAAUAUGCAGGCCAUCGUGACGGAGUGUGGGAGGUGUCAGUUGGAAGAACGGGACAACCUAUUAUAGCCACAGCUUCAGCGGAUCAUACUGCACGAGUAUGGGCCAUGGACAAUACCAGGUGCUUGCUACAUUACAUUGGUCAUAACGGAUCCGUCAAUUCUGUCCGGUUUCAUCCAAACCGAGAUCUAGCUCUAAGUGCUAGCGGAGAUUGCACCGCCCACGUAUGGCAAGCAGCCGUCAAUUGGGACACACCGAAUAGGGAGUUGUCUACCGAAGACAUGCCUUCGAUUGGCAUGGACAGGCCACUCUUAAACAUGGUCGGUAACGUUGAGAAACAGGAGGAAGCGCCCACAUUGAGAACCCCGGUAAGGGAAUUAUUAGGGCACACAGGAGUCUUAAUGGCUGCCGAUUGGCUUCCCGGGGCAGAGCAGAUCGUAACAGCCUCAUGGGACCGAACUGCUAAUCUAUACGACGCAGAAACAGGGGAGAUCAUUCAUACGCUGUGUGGGCAUGAUCAAGAGCUCACCCAUGUGUCAACUCAUCAUGCUCAACGACUCUGCGUCACAUCCAGUCAAGACAGUACAUUUCGACUGUGGGACUUCAGAGAACCCAUUCAUUCGGUCUCCGUGUUUCAAGGACACACAGAAACGGUGACAUCGGCAGUCUUCACUCGGGAAGACAAGAUAGUGUCAGGGUCGGACGACAGAAGCGUAAAAGUGUGGGAGCUUCGAAACAUCCGCAGUCCUCUGGCAACGAUAAGGGGCGACAGUGCAGCGAACAGAUUGGCAGUGUCUGCCUCCGGGGUAGUAGCCAUUCCUCACGACAACAGACAGAUAAGUCUCUUCGACCUCAGCGGACAGAGAUUAGCGAGGCUCCCAAGAACCAGUCGACAGGGACACAGCAGAAUGGUCUGUUCGGUCUCCUGGGCAGAAGACGGUGGAGCUUGCAACCUGUUCUCCUGUGGCUUCGACAGACUGGUGUUGGGCUGGAGCAUUCUCCCGGUGAAAGAUGCAUAGUAAUUGGUAUCCUGACGGGCGUGGUCUGACCUCUCAAGUCAAUGAAACGUUGAAAAUCGCUGGCGAUAGUCCGACCGCGUUAGUAGAGACGUACGUAUGGGCUAAGAGCCCGCCGGUCAGGCCGACCAACGAUCCGCCUCUUCCACUUUCGCAAACGACUGCAAUAGAACGUUUUAAUUCAAGUAAUAUAUUCGGUAUAAACUUAGAGAGCCGUAAGGUGUGUAACGCGUAAUUUAAGCGAGCUGUCGCAUGAACUCAGUGGCUGAAAAAUAUAAAUUAUAUAUCCAUUAUUCGAGCA